This is a messenger RNA of Magallana angulata, 2952 nucleotides long. Its product is annotated as RNA-binding protein 25-like. NCBI's taxonomy places the organism in Eukaryota, Metazoa, Mollusca, Bivalvia, Ostreida, Ostreidae. Gene Ontology annotation, biological process: regulation of alternative mRNA splicing, via spliceosome; mRNA processing. The coding region runs from base 160 to 2457 and encodes 765 amino acids. The record is from RefSeq and is a predicted model, not a curated record. Gene Ontology annotation, molecular function: mRNA binding. Gene Ontology annotation, cellular component: spliceosomal complex. The transcript has 18 exons.
UAAGAGGCAUUUCUUUUCGUCAUUCUUGUACAUCCGGCAAUUAGUUUGAACUACUUUUACCCAAACCAAGCACCUCGUGUUGAUACAUCCGCCAUUUUGAAAUUAAAGUACAACGUUUGACAAAACGACUGAAGUAAAAUCUUCCUGCAGAAGAGGACAAUGUCAUUUCCUCCUAGACCUCCCAUAGGCAUGCCCCCGAUGGGAUAUGCCUAUGCACCUGUUGGAAUGAUGCCCAUGGGGCUGGGCAUGAUGCCCCAACCGGUCAUGCGGCCAAUAGUGACAACUCAAAGUGCAGUCUCCCAACCAGCCAAACCAUUCAACAGAAAACUAAUUCCACAAGAAAUACCCAAGGAUGAGAAGGAAGAAAAACCUCCUGUGACCACAGUAUUUGUUGGAAACAUCAGUGACAGAGCCCCAGACGCCAUGAUACGACAGAUGUUACAGAGAUGUGGUAAUGUACUCAGCUGGAAACGUGUUCAAGGGGCCUCAGGGAAAUUACAAGCUUUUGGAUUUUGUGAAUAUGAAGAUCCAGAAGCAACUCUGCGAUGUAUGAGACUUCUAAAUGAAUGGGAAAUAGCAGAGAAAAAAUUAGUGGUAAAAGUUGAUGCCAAAACAAAAACACUUUUAGAUGAAUACAUCAAUAAAAAGAAAUCUAGAACUGGUGGCGUUGAAAGUGAAGAUAAAGAAAAGAAAGAAAAUGGAGACAAAGAAGAGAAUGAGACAAAAGUAGAGGAAGACCUGGAUGAAUUCACAAAACGAGAGGACCGGGUGGCAAAGGCUGGCCUAGACGCCAUCAUGAGAGAAUAUGCAGAGGACCUCUCAAAGAAGAUGUUCAUGGAAGUUGAAAAAGAGCCAAAACCAGUCAAAAAGAAAGUUGAAGAAGAAAAGAUUAUCAAAGACACAGGAAUUGAUGACAUUGACAUAGAAGAUGACAAAAGGGAAAUAAUCCACAGAGAAAUCAAAAGUUUCAGGGAUCUCCAUAAAGGAGAGGAUGAGGUUGAAAAAGACGCUGAGAAGGAAAAGGAAAGGAAAGACCGGGAGAGGGAAGAAAGAAUGAAGAUGGUGGAAGAGAGAAGACGAGAGAGGGAGAGAAUGAAGGAAAGAGAAAGGGAAAGGGAACUGGAGAAGGAACGCUAUGAAAGAGAAAGGGAACGCAUCAGAAGUAGGACAAGGUCAAGAUCUAGGUCACCCAGGAGGUGGAGAGAAAGGUCAAGGUCACGAGAAAAGGAGAGAAGAAAGGAACGUGAUAGAGAUGCUGAAGAUGAAGAGGAGGCUUACGAAAGGAGAAAAUUGGAGAAAAAAUUGAGAGAGAAGGAAGCAGCAUAUCAAGAGAGAUUAAAGAAUUGGGAAGCCAGAGAAAGAAAGAAGGCAAGGGAGUAUGAGAAAGAACGAGAGAGGGAAGAGGAGAGGAAAGCAGAGGAGUCCAGAGAAGGAAGAAGGCUGAAGGAAUUUCUGGAAGAUUACGAUGAUGAGAGAGAUGAUGUCAAAUACUACAAAGGCAGCUGUCUAAAUAGACGACUGAAAGAGAGAGAAAAGGAGCGGGAGGCUGAUGCCAGGGACCGACAGAGGGAGAAGGAAGAACUGGAAGAGAUCAAGAGGAAGUUACUGGAUGAGGGACAUCCGGACCCAGAGGCUGAGCUGAUGAAGAUUGAAUUAGAAAGAGAAGAACACCUGAAACCACGACUGAAUAUCUCCGAAGAGAAUUCUCCUGUCCAGCAGAAGGAGCCGAUCAGAGUAGACUCAUCCGAUGAACCGGAGGAGGAGGAGGAGAAGCCACAGUUACCUCCCAACAUGAAAUCCACCCUGAAGCCUAUUGAUGUGUCCAACAGCGUGACCCCCAUGUCUGAGGACAACGACAGCAACUUCCCUCCCCCAGAUGAGGACUCCCAGCCUGUGUAUGGUCCAAGCAAAGAGGAAAAUGCAAAACUAGGAUUUGGAGGACUAAAGUUGGGAAGCUCUAGCAGUCCGACAGAGAGUAUCUCUAGCAAGAGAAAGAAGUUGACUGUUGGUGAUGUGUUUAACCAAGACGAUGAAGAUAGUUCAUCCGGUUCUAAGAAACGUAAACUGGUACCUCUGGAUUAUGAUGAUGACAAGGACGGCAAGAAAGGAGCCACAGCAGAGGAGAAGAGGCUGAAGAUCAAACAGUUGAUCGAGAGCAUUCCCACGGCCAAGGAUGAGCUGUUUGCCUACUCGCUGGACUGGAACAUUGUUGAUCAGGUUCUUAUGGACAAGAGGAUCAAGCCAUGGGUCAACAAGAAGAUAAUUGAGUACAUUGGUGAGGAGGAGCCGACCCUUACAGAUUUUAUUUGUCAGAAAGUGAUGGCAAGGAGUGGACCUCAAGCAAUACUCAACGAUGUAGCUAUGGUGCUAGAUGAAGAAGCAGAGGUGUUCGUUGUGAAAAUGUGGAGGUUAUUGGUGUACGAAACUGAAGCCAAAAAACUAGGUCUAGUCAAAUGAUGACGGUGUGUGGUUAGGCUGUUUAUUCAUUUAUAGUAUAAAAAGUGAUAGUGGGUGUAUGUAUGCAUGUGUAAAUAUGGGUGAUGAAGUAUGCUCGAGCUUGCUCCAGCCUGACGCAGUGCUAGCACGUCUGUCCAUGUUCAUUCAACUUCUGCCUCCGUCACCAUUCCAAGAAGACAAUCCAGGUUUUGACAUUACGGUUGUGGUUCAGACCUUCCUACCAGAUACAAGUGUCACUGACUCAUUGAAACGAAAUCAGGAAAACUACGUGUGUUAUUUUCUAUCAUCGUUUUGCUUAUGAUUUUGGUAUGUGUGUUACGGUGAUGUCAUGAUUUUUCCUUGUUUAUAGGAAAUGUUAUAAAAUAUGAAGUGUAUGCUAAACUUAUCAUGAAUGAAUUUGAGAACUUGUUUAAAUUACACAUUGUAAAUACUCAUGAGUGAAAAACUGGUCCCAUGAAUGAGUGGUUGAUACAUAAUAAAUCAUGUGAUAUUCUC